Messenger RNA from Carassius auratus (goldfish), 1800 nucleotides. RefSeq names its product ice-structuring glycoprotein-like. The record is from RefSeq and is a predicted model, not a curated record. The coding region runs from base 1 to 867 and encodes 288 amino acids. Lineage: Eukaryota; Metazoa; Chordata; Actinopteri; Cypriniformes; Cyprinidae. The transcript is spliced from 5 exons.
AUGUCUCUGUCUGUUGCUAAAGGGCUGAAAUCAACCUCUAACAUAAGAACAAUAAGUGGAAGUGCUGAAACCCAAUCCAUUUCCUCGUCGAAACGUACAAUUACCCAGCGGGUCAGAAAGGGGUUUCCACAGAGAUCACAGAUCAGAUUAUUCACACAAACACUUAUAAACCUCAGCCACCGACCGACUGAAGGGACAACCACACAGAGAGCAGAAAAGUUAAAUCAGAGGAAAGAAGGCAUCAAAACACCACGAAGGAAGAUGAAGCAUUUGAGUGUCUUUGCUGUAACUGCUCUCCUGCUCAUCAAUGGAUGUCACUGCACCACCACCACAGACGUGACAUCUCCAGCUUCGACAUCUCCUCCAGCAUCUACAGCAUCUACAGCUUCUACAGCAUCUCCAGCGCCUCCAGCAUCUACAGCAUCUACAGCUUCUACAGCUUCUACAGCGCCUCCAGCAUCUACAGCUUCUACAGCAUCACCAGCAUCUACAGCUUCUACAGCAUCUCUAGCACCUCCAGCAUCUACAGCUUCUACAGCUUCUACAGCAUCUCCAGCAUCUACAGCAUCUACAGCAUCUACAGCUUCUACAGCUUCUACAGCAUCUCCAGCAUCUACAGCAUCACCAGCAUCUACAGCUUCUACAGCAUCUCUAGCUUCUACAGCUUCUUCAGCAUCUGCCAAUCCAACCGCUAGUGGAACCACUGCAGCCACCACUACAACCAUUACAAGAGGAGCCACGACGAUCACGGGUUCAACUACAAGUGGAGCAACAGCUACAGUCUUGUUUUCAAUCUAUCAGCUUCUCUGUGCAGGUGUUCUUACCUGGAUGCUGUCACUCAUUCAGUGGAGAGUUGGAGAUCACUGAGACUCAAUCCAGCGGAUGACUUCAUAUAUUCAUUAUUUUCCAUAUGUUUAGAAAAUAAUAGAUUUUUUGGACAUCAUGUCAAUAAUUGUUCUUCAACAUUUAUUUAUUUGUGAAUGUACGUACACCGCUAUCACACAAAGCAGAUAUUCCCUAUAAUAUCUCAAUAAGAACAAAGUGCAUUUAAAUUUAAAUUGUAACAUAUUUAGAUAAACAUUAAGUUAAUAGUAUAAGUUACAUACAUAUUUAAAGUGUCAUGUAAAGCAAAUACACCUUCUGUUUAAAAAGUGUUUUGAUAGUUUAGCAUCUGAAUAAUUGAGCAACCAAUGACAGACAAAGCAGAAUCCCAUCUGAAAGAUAAAUAUGCAUAUUCUUAUAUGUAAGGAAUAACUGAUGACGGGCCAUUGAAUUAUUAUAGAAUAAUGCACACUCGAGGUUGUGAUGUGGCCACAUCACAAAGCAUCUGUAAAGGAGAGAGCUGGAUAAGGAGUAGGCUAUGUUCUUUCCUUACAUAAUAAAAUGUAAUUUUGUGGCAAAAACAUGGAAGUAAUCUGUCGUUUUUGUUAAAUUUUACUGUAUUUAUUUUGCUUGACUAGUGUCAUUGCUUAAUAAGGGAAACCCUUCGCUCAAAUACUACUGAAGCCUUAUUGAAUCAGGCCAGUAAAAUUGGUCAGUGGUGCUCAAGUACCAUUGUGGGGCUCCUCUCUCUACACUGUAAAAUCCAAUAGUUUACCUUACUUAGAUUUAAUUAGUUAUCUUUACUUAGUUGUUAUACUUACUAGGUUUUAUUAAGUUUCAGCUACUUUCAAGGCAAAUAAAACAAUUUACUUACUGUUUUGAGUGACACUUAAAAUAUUCAAGUAGCCACAAAGGAACCAAUGACAUUAAUAAACCAGUGAGAGGCAGCAGUGCACUAAUAUGUUGCUAAUUGCCGUU